Molecule: messenger RNA, 3337 nt
Organism: Syngnathus acus (greater pipefish)
Lineage: Eukaryota; Metazoa; Chordata; Actinopteri; Syngnathiformes; Syngnathidae
Gene: stat5a
Product: signal transducer and activator of transcription 5a
Exons: 19
Coding region: 219-2579 (786 amino acids)
Biological process (GO): response to peptide hormone; cytokine-mediated signaling pathway; cell surface receptor signaling pathway via JAK-STAT
Molecular function (GO): DNA-binding transcription factor activity, RNA polymerase II-specific; RNA polymerase II cis-regulatory region sequence-specific DNA binding
Source: RefSeq, a predicted model, not a curated record
AAUUGGGCGGGGCCAAAGAGAGAGAGAGAGUGUGUAAGUGUGUGCGAGGAGGACUCUGCACGGAGGGGUCAGCAAACUGUUGCAAACUCUCCGGACCGACCCAGCGACCCACCGAGCGGACGAGCGAGCGAGAGCUCCCCGAGUCACCGCAGCCUGUGACCGCGCUCGAGCACAGGGAAAGCCGCGCGGCAGUCGUCGCCACACGAAGGGUGUUGAAGAUGGCAGUGUGGAUCCAGGCCCAGCAGCUCCAGGGAGAUGCUCUCCACCAGAUGCAAUCUCUCUACGGUCAGCACUUUCCCAUCGAAGUGCGACAUUAUCUGUCGCAGUGGAUCGAGAGCCAACUCUGGGACAACAUUGACUUGGAGAACCCGCAAGAGGAAUUCAAGGCCAAACGCUUGUUAGACGGGCUGAUCCAGGAGCUGCAGAACAAAGCGGAACACCAGGUGGGCGAGGACGGCUUCUUGCUUAAAAUCAAACUGGGACACUACGCCAGCCAACUCAAGAGCACGUAUGACCGAUGUCCUCUGGAGUUGGUGCGCUGCAUCAAGCACAUCCUCUACACCGAGCAGCGGCUCGUGCGGGAGGCCACCAAUUGCAGCUCUCCGGUGGGCGGACUGUUGGACAGCAUGUCUCAGAAGUACCAGCAGAUCAACCAGGCCUUCGAGGAGCUGCGACUGCUCACCCAGGACACGGAAAAUGACCUGCGCAAGCUCCAGCACAACCAGGAGUACUUCAUCAUCCAGUACCAGGAGAGCCUGCGCAUCCAGGCUCAGCUAUCCAGCCUUGCCACACUGCCCCCUGCUGACCGACAGUUACGAGAGCCCACCUUGCUGAACAAGAGAGCCACCGUGGAAGCGUGGCUGACAAGGGAGGCCAACACACUACAGAAGUACAGACUGGACUUGGCGGAGAAGCACCAGAAAACAUUGCAGCUGCUGAGGAAGCAGCAGACGGUCAUCCUGGACGACGAGCUGAUCCAGUGGAAGAGACGGCAACAGCUGGCAGGCAACGGGGGCCCGCCAGAGGGGGGCAUGGAUAUCCUGCAGUCGUGGUGCGAGAAGCUGGCAGAAACUAUCUGGCAGAACCGGCAACAGAUCCGGAGAGCAGAGCACCUCAGACAACAGCUGCCCAUCCCCGGUCCUAUCGAAGACCUCCUCAAUGAACUCAACAGCACUAUCACAGAGAUCAUCUCAGCUUUGGUCACAAGCACCUUCAUUAUUGAAAAACAGCCCCCCCAGGUGCUCAAAACCCAAACCAAGUUCGCCGCCACCGUGCGCCUCCUGGUCGGCGGCAAGCUGAACGUGCACAUGAACCCACCGCAGGUCAAGGCAACCAUCAUCAGCGAGCAGCAGGCCAAGGCGCUCUUGAAGAACGAGAACACCAGGAAUGACAGCAGUGGAGAAAUUCUGAACAACAACUGCGUGAUGGAGUAUCACCAGACCACGGGCACACUCAGCGCUCACUUCAGAAACAUGUCCUUGAAAAGGAUUAAGCGGUCGGACAGGAGAGGAGCCGAGUCGGUCACGGAAGAGAAGUUCACCAUUCUUUUUGAGUCCCAGUUCAGCGUCGGAGGAAAUGAGCUCGUCUUCCAAGUGAAGACGUUAUCGCUGCCUGUUGUGGUGAUAGUCCACGGGAGCCAAGACAAUAACGCCACGGCGACGGUGCUGUGGGACAACGCUUUUGCGGAGCCUGGCCGCGUGCCUUUCCUGGUCCCGGACAAGGUGCUCUGGCCUCAGCUGUGCGAGGCCAUUAACAUGAAAUACAUGGCGGAGGUGCAGAGCAACCGCGGACUCUCUGAGGAGAACCUGGUCUUCCUCGCCCAGAAGGCUUUCGGCAGCUGCAGCACCAGCAUCGAAGACGAUCGCAAUAUGACCAUGACCUGGUCACAGUUUAACAGAGAAAGCCUGCCUGGCAGGAACUUCACAUUUUGGCAGUGGUUUGACGGCGUGAUGGAACUGACCAAGAAGCAUCUCAAGCCACACUGGAAUGACGGCGCUAUACUGGGCUUUGUAAACAAGCAGCAGGCUCAAGACAUGCUGAUGUCAAAACCCAACGGCACUUUCCUCCUGCGCUUUAGCGACUCGGAGAUCGGAGGGGUCACCAUCGCCUGGGUGGCCGAAAACCCCAACAAAGCAGGAGAGAGAAUGGUGUGGAACCUCAUGCCCUACACAACCAAAGACUUUACCAUUCGCUCUCUGGCCGACCGCAUCAGCGAUCUCAACCACCUCCUCUUCCUCUACCCCGACAGGCCCAAGGACGACGUCUUCUCCAAGUAUUACACCCCUCCCCUCUCCAAGGCGGUGGACGGCUACGUGAAGCCGCAAAUCAAACAAGUGGUGCCUGAGUUUACAACGGCCAAUCCCGAUCCAACGAGCGGUAACGCCACCUACAUGGAUCACAGCGCCUCUCCGGCUCCCGUCAGUCACCCUCACGCUUACGGCUUGUACCCACCCAUGAGUGAACCCAUGUUGGACGCUGACGGAGAUUUCGACCUGGACGACACCAUAGACGUGGCGCGCCACGUGGAGGAGCUGCUACGACGGCCUGUGGAGAGCCACUGGGGCGGCCAGCAGUCGUGACCGAGCUAGCGAGCGAGCGAGCGAGCAACCGGCUCAUGGUUUCAAUUCCAAUCAUCUCAUCUGUUUUGCCCUCUCCCUCCAUUGCUAUAAUGUGAAAUGUUCAUAACGGUUGUGGUUUUAUUUUAUUGUAUCGGCGUGAGAGAGCAUGUGACUCUUCUUCUUUCAAGUUUUAUUUGUGUCCAUAAGUAUUUGUACAAGAUUUCAAUGUAAAACAAAAGGCAGACAGUGUUAUAUAGUAUUGGUUAAAAAAAACAAAAACAAAAAAAAAAACACAAUAGUGUUCAAUUGUCAGUGUGCAUGCGUUCACUUGAUUUUAACAUGCUACUGUAUGAAAAAAAAUUCUAUGUUAUAUUUCUGUUUUUAAUGAAUGUUGUCUGAAUGUUGACAAAAAAAGCUGGAACGUUACUCAAAAACCUCUGGUUACAGCAAACACUCGCACACACAAAAAAGUGGUGACACGCUCAGCGGAUGAUGGAACCUCGCCGGGUGCACCUUGGCACCUUUGUCUGAUGCUUUUCAAAAAUGCUGCCUGCUUGUUCUCUCAGGUUAAAUACACAUUGUUGGAUCUUUGUGUAAUUUUCUUUUCUCAAUCUGAGUUGUUUGUACGCUUGGUGUUGUCGUCUUCUGUCGUUGUGCUUUGGAGGCCUUUCCAGAAAGAGAAAAAACAGAACAGCUGUCAUUGGCAGUGAAGUGACAAUUGAAAGAAAGAAAAAAAGAACUAUCGCAUACAAAUAAACGCUCUAUUUUUUAAGUUUAAA